Nematocida major is the source of this 1656-nucleotide messenger RNA. RefSeq lists its product as uncharacterized. The record is from RefSeq and is a predicted model, not a curated record. The coding region runs from base 1 to 1656 and encodes 551 amino acids. NCBI's taxonomy places the organism in Eukaryota, Fungi, Microsporidia. The transcript has a single exon.
AUGAACGAGCUAAAGCAAGAGAUAAACAACAUGAUAGCAAACAACAUGUUUAGAAAGUCCACUCGGAAAGGCGCAAAGAGCACAGAGGAGAAAAUACUUAGAAUAAUGAGCAGCGGAGGCGGGACCCCUGCGUCAACAAUUUCCGCCAUACAGCAGAGCCUUGUGUAUUUUUUCAAGAUGAUGGCCAGGGCCACGCCGUCCGAGUUUAGCGGCUCACAGCAGGACAGAGAGGCGUACAUGUGGGCCACCAGAAACGCUUUCCCCAUAGACUGCAGAAGCAAGAAGUACCAAAUGCUGGGAUUUUUGGUAAACAUGCACGUGUCUGGAAAAGAGCGGGACAGCACGGGGGAAAGAGUCGACAACAAGCUGAUAGACGAGUUCUGCGACAUUGUUCAGGAAGAGCUGGUUUUUUGGAUGGACACGUACAAGUUCUGCCAGAUGCUGGACGCUCCCAGCGAGCAGGCUCUGGGCGCAGGGCCUAAGGAGCACCGGAAGCUUUUGGAAACAGCGCUGGACACCACGAAGGUCUAUGCGUACAAAAUACAGCAAAUACGCAACAUUAUUCCGUUCCUUGAGCUGCGCUGUAAGAAGGUUUCGUACCGGCACAUUCUGGAGGACGGCACAGAGCUGAUUGCCGACAAAAUAAAAGAAAGCGAGUUCCCUCUAAGCGUGCUUAUAGACACAGCCAUGAAAAGAGUAGAGAAAAACCUUGAAAACGAGGGGUGGGACCCAAGCAUGUGCAGUGACGUGAGGUUCCUGAAGGGGAUUUCAGAAAGAUGGCACGGGCACAACACAUUCUGCUACAACCUGGGCCCUGAGUACUACAUGGACAUCCUGAACGCGUACAAAGAAAAAAACACCAAGGAGAUCACCUGGAAGAUUGCAGACUACAAGGAGUAUGUGAACGGCCUGCAGUAUGUGCACAUGCCGCUCUCAGAGUGCACCUCGCGGAGCAGAAUCUAUGCCGAGGGCGACCCUGGCGCGCGCGCGCUGUUUUCCCAGUCGGAAGGCUUCGAGCCGAUAAAAGACACAGAGACUGUUUUGGCGUCAGUGAGCGCUUUGGAGGUGGAGAGCGCAAGCUACAUUUCAAGGUCGCAGAUAGUGUUCAACUUCAUCACGUCCACGAUUUUGGGGAUGACCUCGCUGUUUUUCAUGUUUGCCAGCGCGUUUCUCGCCCUGGACAUUCUCCCAAACACGCCUGGCAGCCUAGAAGGGCAUGCACGCUGGAAUGCAGUGAGCAUUCUGCUCUUUUUGGGGUGGAGGUUCCUGUGCAGCACAACCUUUUUCACAUGCCUGUACGUCAUCCACAAGCAAAUCGAAAGGUUUUACGGCCUGUUAGGAAGGCCUGCGCCUGCGCUGGGAAAGACAAUUUUCCUUAUUGCCGUGGUUCUGGUCUCUGUAAUCUCCGGAUACUUGCUGUGCCACUUUGUUCCAAACCUUACAGAGCAGCAGAACACCAUUGUUGUUCUGUAUGUGAUGGGCGGGCUGUUCAAAAUCUCGAAUAUUAUCGACAUUGUGGUCCGGCGGUCUGUGUACAAGACAAAAAAGGUGUUUUCCAGCACAUGGCCAGCCACUGUCGCCUCGGUGCUGAUAUUCCUAAUUAUUUUCUUCUUAAAGGACGUGAAAAACACAUUGAGCGAGCCGGUAGAAGGCUAG